Messenger RNA from Saccharomyces mikatae IFO 1815, 588 nucleotides. It is a transcript of the gene MRPL20, whose product is annotated as mitochondrial 54S ribosomal protein mL58. Gene Ontology annotation, cellular component: mitochondrial large ribosomal subunit. The transcript has a single exon. The record is from RefSeq and is a predicted model, not a curated record. Gene Ontology annotation, molecular function: structural constituent of ribosome. NCBI's taxonomy places the organism in Eukaryota, Fungi, Ascomycota, Saccharomycetes, Saccharomycetales, Saccharomycetaceae. The coding region runs from base 1 to 588 and encodes 195 amino acids.
AUGAUCGGCAGAAGUGUUUGGUACAGAUCCUUCCAUACCAGUGGAUCCAUCUGGAAACAUUUUGGGUUUCCUCAAACACAAGUGACAUCGGUUUACAACAAAACCAAGAGCGCAUCUAACUACAAAGGGUACUUCAAACACAAAGAUGCCCCAGGAAUGUACUAUCAACCAUCAGAAUCCAUCGGGACAGGGUCUAUUAACAGUGAGACUAUUCCACGUAGCUUUAUGGCAGCCAGUGAUCCUCGUCGAGGGUUUGACGUACCUGUACAGGGCGCUAAACCGCAGCAUUGCCCUAAUGUUCUCGUCAGUAAGAGUACAGUGAACGGCAAGACGUACCAUCUUGGGCCACAGGAAAUUGAGGAGAUCCAGAGAUUACGUUACGAAAAUCCUCAAAAGUACACACGCAAAUUUUUAGCUGCAAAGUAUGGUAUUUCGCCGUUAUUUGUAUCAUUAAUUUCGAAGCCAAGUGACCAACAAGUGCAAAAUAUGGAAAGUAGAUUGACAGACAUUCAAUCGAGCUGGAAAGAAAAGAGGCGUGUGGCUAGAGAGGACCGUAAACGUAGAAAACUGCUGUGGUAUCAGGCGUGA